AUUCCGUCAGGUUACGACAUUCAGACCAUGACCUCUAACUUGCACCUGAACAGCUUCCUCCUGCCCAUCGGUGCCAUGAACGUCAUCAGCAUCCUACCUCUGCUGCUGCUGGCCCCUCUCAUGGAGUGUGUCACCUCCUGCUACCUGUCCAUGGAGAAAACACCUUUCUCCCCCGCCAGUCAUCAGUAAGCACACACACACAAACACACACACACACACACACACAGACACACACACACAGAGAGACACACACACACACAGAGAUACACACAGACACACACACAGACACGCAAGCAAGUAUGCACACACAUGCACAAAUACCAUCCUCAUUAAUGAGUCAGUCAAUGUUAAUGUCUCUCUCUCUCUGUUUCUCUCCCUCUCCCCUCCUCUCCUCUCUCAGUGCUGGGUCAUGCGUGUGCGGCCCUGUCUGUCCUGGUAGCGGGCCUGUCUGAGGUCCACAGAAAGGGCUAUCCUCUGACGGAGCAGGCCCUGUCAGGGAAGGUGCUCCAGGUGUCCUCCAUGGCCUGCUUCCAGCUGGCUCCACAGUACAUCCUACUGGGGCUGGCUGAGGCCCUCGUCACCCCCGCCUGGGAGUGACAGAGAGCCAGCACGUAUUUCUGACACACCUAUUGCUGCUACACUGUUCGUACACAGAGACAAAUUGGGUUGGAGAUUUACAAUGUCAAUGGACACCAUAUGUAGUUGGAAUGAAGUUAGAAUGUGGAGUGUUGGAACCAACUGCCAACAUGGAGGAUAGUAUUCUGAACUCUGGAAGCUAGGGUUAGGAUGCCCCCUACUGGUGUAUUACAGACAGACAAGAGACGUUUGAACCAAAUGAAUGCUUCUUUCUCUUCCCAGUCUUCCUCUCUUCUCUGUUCCAGGCUCUGUGAUCUCCUUCCACCUGACACCCAGUCAUAUCAGAGGCAUCUCCCUGCACUUCCUCCCCCUGUCCUACAGAGGGGGCUGUUUCCUGGGAGCCCUCAUCAUCCAGCUGGUCUACCUACUCUCUGGAGGUAAAGGCUUCACUAACAGAUGCAUCAUCGUAACCAUAGAAACUGAAGAGGAACAUACAUUAAUGUUGGAAUGAAUGGUUGAUGGGGGUCUGUCUGCAUUAUGGUGAUUCAGUCCUAUGGCCAUUGAUAGCACUGUUCUCCUGUCCAACUACAGGUAACUUCUACCCAAACACACUGCAUGAAGGGAAUCUGGAGCAUUGCUUCCUCUUCUUAGCCAUGUUGAUGACCAUAAAUACUCUG
Messenger RNA from Coregonus sp. 'balchen', 1253 nucleotides. NCBI's taxonomy places the organism in Eukaryota, Metazoa, Chordata, Actinopteri, Salmoniformes, Salmonidae. The record is from the annotation of a GenBank genome assembly.